Meira miltonrushii is the source of this 906-nucleotide messenger RNA. RefSeq lists its product as uncharacterized. Bases 1 to 906 code for a protein of 301 amino acids. Lineage: Eukaryota; Fungi; Basidiomycota; Exobasidiomycetes; Exobasidiales; Brachybasidiaceae. The record is from RefSeq and is a predicted model, not a curated record. The transcript has a single exon.
AUGUCAGGAAGAUCGACACGCAUCUCUACGCUUUCGGAUAAGAUUCAAGGUUUGAAGUUCAUGCAAAGAGCUUCGGCAUCCUCUCCUUCUACAUCAGCAUCCACAUCGACACCGAAGGUAGAACAAGAGGAAGCAAAGAAGAAAGGCAAGAGCUCAAAAGAUCAGCAAAGGAAUCAAGGAAAUAGCUUUUCUUCUUUGGCGGCAUCUGAGCCAGCUACAAUAACAUCCAAUCUCCACAAAGAUGAAGAAGAUGCAGAACCGAGCAAUGAGGAGCAUUGGGUAAUGCCAAAUGCUAAGGAGAAGAUUGCUAGACAGUCAUCUUCCAAGUCUAUACCACGCAUUGAAUCUCAAAGUGGAUGGAACGAUUGGCUAGGUCAAUUACAGAACGGAGAAUCAUCAGCACAGCAGAGCCCAUCCAGUGCAGGAGCAGCAAGACGGUCAUUUGGAGCAUGGGCACCAAAGUUAACGGAGAAGAAGGGAAGUAAGGGUAAAGAAGAAGAUGAUUCGGAGGAAGAUGAAUUCACCGGAGGCGAAAGUGAAGAAGACAUUCAACAAAAAGGAUUUAUCAAACCAGGUAGUCUUUCAGAUACACCGUUAAAGAAGCAAAAAGGCAGAAAACGCAAAAGUGACGAUAAUCAUGGAAAUUCAAAAUUAAAAGAUGAAUUGAUGGGUGAUAUACGAAAACAAAAGAAGAAAAAGACGAAAGAUACCAAUGGACCUUCUUCGACAGAUUCACAUGCUAAAGCACGUCAAGAAUCAGCGAUCAAGAAACGUAAAGAUAUGGCAUCUACAGGGAAAGCAGGAAAGAGGCAAAAGGAAGGAUUUCUAACUCCGAAUAUGAAUCGACAAAAUGAUGACGAUCAAUUCAAAGUCAGUGAUAACGAUGAUACUUUGGAAGGGUUUUGA